This is a messenger RNA of Vicia villosa (hairy vetch), 1941 nucleotides long. RefSeq names its product flavonoid 3'-monooxygenase-like. Bases 162 to 1688 code for a protein of 508 amino acids. The transcript has 3 exons. Lineage: Eukaryota; Viridiplantae; Streptophyta; Magnoliopsida; Fabales; Fabaceae. The record is from RefSeq and is a predicted model, not a curated record. Gene Ontology annotation, molecular function: oxidoreductase activity, acting on paired donors, with incorporation or reduction of molecular oxygen; monooxygenase activity; iron ion binding.
CAUACCAAACCCGUCCUAUCCCUCUCUUUCUAUAUAUUAACAAUUAGCAUUAACAAUUUUGCAUCCUCUUGCCAUUUUAAACUCCAUGCCAUUCAAAAAUAUGUUUUAGACAAAAUUGCACUCACACUUCACACAGACAAAACCACAAACACAAAACAAGCAUGUCUCCAUGGAUCAUUAUCUUUGUCACAAUUGCUGCAUCGAUUCUCAUUUACAAGCUCUUAAACCUCAUUUCAAAGCCUUCCUCACGUCUUCCACCUGGGCCUAAACCAUGGCCGAUCGUCGGAAACUUACCUCACAUGGGCCCUGUCCCCCACCACGCCCUUGCCGCCUUAGCUCUCAAACACGGCCCUCUCAUGCACCUCCGUCUGGGCUUCGUCGACGUGAUAGUCGCCGCUUCCGCCUCCGUGGCGGAGCAGUUUUUAAAGGUUCAUGAUGCUAAUUUUUCUAGCCGACCACCUAACUCCGGCGCUAAAUACAUGGCGUAUAACUAUCAAGAUCUUGUGUUUGCUCCCUAUGGCCCACGGUGGCGUUUGUUGAGGAAAAUAUCGUACGUUCACAUGUUUUCUUCUAAGGCUUUGGAUGAUUUUAGCCACAUUCGGCAGGAAGAGGUAGCAAGAUUAAUCCGCAAUUUGGCAAGUUCUGGAUCCAAAGCAGCAAACUUAGGACAACUGCUAAAUGUAUGCACAACCAACGCAUUGGCAAGAGUAAUGAUAGGACGACGCGUAUUUAACGACGGCAAUAGUGGUUGUGAUCCUAGGGCUGAUGAGUUUAAGUCUAUGGUUGUUGAGCUUAUGGUAUUGGCUGGAGUUUUCAAUGUUGGUGAUUUUGUUCCUGCUUUAGAGUGGUUGGAUCUUCAAGGUGUGCAAGGCAAGAUGAAGAAAUUACACAAAAGGUUUGAUACAUUUUUAACCAGCAUCAUUGAGGAUCACAAGGUUUCCAAGAGUGAGAAGCAUAAUGACUUGUUGAGUACGUUACUGUCACUGAAAGAAAAAGAUGAUGAGGAUGGAGACAAAGUUAAUGAUACCGAAAUCAAAGCUUUACUCUUGAACAUGUUUGCAGCUGGUACAGAUACAUCAUCAAGCACAACGGAGUGGGCUAUUGCCGAGCUGAUAAAAAAUCCUAGACUUAUGGUUUCUGUUCAAAAGGAGUUGGACGCUGUUGUGGGUCGAGACAGGUUGGUCACUGAAAUGGACUUGGCUCAUCUUCCUUACUUAGAGGCUGUGGUGAAGGAAACGUUUCGACUUCAUCCAUCGACGCCUCUUUCACUCCCACGCGUUGCAAAUGAGAGCUGUGAAAUCUUCAACUAUCAUAUCCCUAAAGGUGCAACUCUGUUGGUUAAUGUUUGGGCGAUAUCGCGUGAUCCUAAAGAAUGGUCCAACCCAUUGGAGUUUAAGCCGGAAAGGUUUCUCCCCGGUGGGGAGAAGUUUGAUGUUGAUAUUAAGGGAACUGAUUUUGAGGUGAUACCUUUUGGUGCUGGACGGAGAAUAUGUGCUGGUAUGAGUCUUGGACUUAGGAUGGUUCAACUUCUCACUGCGACUUUGGUUCAAGCAUAUGAUUGGGAGUUAGAGAAUGGGUUAUUGCCGGAAAAACUCAACAUGGAUGAAGCAUAUGGGCUAACAUUGCAAAGAGAAGUGCCUCUUUUGGCCCAUCCUCGUCCAAGGCUUGCGCAACAUUUGUACUUGUAGUUAUCAUCGUUUGAAGUUUGGCUUCAUGCGCUUUACCUUCACCCAAGUCUUAAUAAAGCAAAAAAAAAAAAAGUUGUAUCUAUAGUUUUUUAAAUAAGGAUGCUCUGGACUGAAAUAUGGUGUUUUAUGAUGAGUGUUGUUUGAUCCACAUAGUUUAGUCAUUUAUUAGUAGUUAUGUUUUGAGGAUUUCUACCCACUGUUUGAUUUAUCUGUAGUUAUAUUCUUCUUACAUGUAAGCUUUGGAUGGGCCAUA